GCUUCCCUGUUGUCAAGUUACGCUUGAAUGUUCAUUAGGUGAAAAGAUGUAUAUAAAGGUGGGAUAAUUGAUUUAUUAUAACUGGGAAUUGUUUGAUUGUUGUUCCCACAAACAACUCAAACACUGAGAGAUUCAAUAAAUGGAACAUUGGGGCUAAAUAAGUUGACGGGCACCUGUUCACUGUUGACUGUUGUGAAAUUUGGGUUGUAAAUUGUAAUCAAUUUAUUGGAAAAAAUGGGAACAAUGAUACUGCAAUCCCAGAUUGGGGCCCUGGAGAAUGGACUGAAGGAUUUACGUAAAUCCAGGUUGAUGCAAAUAAGAGAAUUUAAAGACAUGUAUGGUGCUAUAGAAAAUCAUCACAGAGAUUUAAGAUUAGCCCAUCUCACUGGUAAAGCCAAAGAUUUAAUGGUACAGGCCCAGCAAGACACCAGAUUUUUUCAUAUUUUGAUAAAAAUGAUGUGUGAAGUAAAACAGACUUCUUCAAUGAAACAAAAAGACUCAUUAAUUAAGGUCCAUCAUUGGUACACUUCAAACAAACAUAUUCUUCAUACUGCUCCACGAUUUGGGAAACAGAGAAAAGAUUCUGCAUCCAGUAAGACUCAGACUGCGGCACCACGUGCAAAGACAGCCUCUGCUAAACGAACAAAGAGUACCAAGACACACGCCCCUACUAAACAACAGGAAGUAGAGACAACUACAGUGAGACUAGCAUCAGCUGAUGGAUCUAAAAAUAGAAUUUUCUGUGAGACUCCAUCUAUUAGAACAGAAUCUCCAUAUAAAACGGGAACCUUUGACCUUGACCUUCUGCCAUCUAAUCAAGAUUAUGUAAAUGAUUAUUUGUCAACAAAUUACCUUACAGAGGGAGAUAAUAAGAUGUCAUCACUUCAACAUUUCCUGAAUGACCUACCAGGUCCCUCCAUUAGUGAAACAGGAUCUCACCUUGCUGGACAACAUUUCCAGAUACACAAAUCUCCUGGUUCUCUUGGUGAUAGUGGUGACACGCCCCCUGGAUCCCCACGAGAAGAUAUAGAUGGUUCAGCAGUCAGUCCAAACUACAUUGACAGUUUGAUUAACUACAGUCAUAAGAAUGAGGAUGAUGAUGAGGGACCUGAGUUUGAAGUAGAAGUUACAAUUGGACCUGACGAUUCAGACAUGCACGAAUCACGGAGAAAACUGUCUAGGGGUAGGACACCAUCGGCAAGUUUCAGGAGAGAUCAAGUUUUAUCAGAUCAGUCAUCAAACAUAUCCAUAGCGUUACCUAAGAAGAUGAUUCACCCUAUCGCUAGCUUGGUGAACCCCCAUGCCACCCUAGCGGCAGCUGAGGCCAAGAGGGCCGAGGAGGAGUAUUUGAAUUCCAGGCAAGAUGUUUACACACCAUUAAGGCCAAGCAGACACACAAGUGCACAGAUAAGAAGUCACAUGACAACACCAGUUGGUGGAAGGCCUCUGUCUAACACAAGGGCAGAGAAUCUCAAUCAGUGGAAAAACUUCAAUCAGGAUUUCUCCUAUGGUCAAGAUAUAUUAGGAAAGCUGAACUUUGUUGGUCGCAGUGGAACAGCGCUUGAUGUUCGCUACUCAUCACAUGGACAAGGCGAGUCCCCAGAGAAUACUACUCCAUAUGUACUGGCUUAUCUGGCCAAUCAAUCACUUGUGAUGCAGUCCGCCCCAAUCCAAGUGGACAAAGAAAAUCGCCUUUUAAAUCGGCCGCUUGAAGAGUUUUAUGAAAUGGCAGAGGAUUAUUGUCCAUCUAAACUUCCUAAGUAUCAUCAUCCUGUGGUCAGCAAACCACCGACUCAACCGAAGUCAGCUCCACCAAAGUCUUCUCGAUCAGAUGGAACCAGUAAAUCAGCCAGAACACAUCAACUUGGUAGAAAUCUACUAGAAAAGGAUGAUAAGAAGUCAGAGGUUAAGGACAAUGAUAACAGAAGUAGGUCAGAGGUCAAAUUGGACGUAGUUGUCAACAUGAUAGAGUCUGUUUCAGAAGAUAUGAUCCAUUUUAAGGAAAAGCUUGCACCUCAGCCUGUUGCAGGAUUCAGACAACCAGCUAGUACAGGAGUGUCUAGGAAACCUUUGUCCAGACCAGCAACAGCCUCAGGAAUAAGAAGUUCAAGCCCUAUGAUGAGGACUAAUUCUCCAGUUGGUAACCAUGACAACCUUGCACGUUCUCAGUCCAGCCCUUACCUGUCAGAGGAUAUUUUGAUUGUUGAGGAAACAUCUAAAUCAGCUCGUUCCUUACCGUCUAAUCGAGUAGUGCAGGCCAUUGAUUGGCGAGGGAAGAUAGCUCCUGAUUCAGUCCGAUACAAUGAAAGUCAAAAUGAAAGAUGGCAGAAAACUCAGUUUGGUGGACAUACAUAUGUUAAGAAAAUGCCCAAGGGUAAAAGACCUGUAGGUGCUACACAUGCUGGAAACCGUCCUAAAACUGCUCCCGUCACAGCCAGGGAAAAAUGGAAAACAGAAAAGCCAAGUGAUCACAACACACGAGUUGAAGGUCAAGCUGCUACCAAUACCAUGACACAGGUGGACCAGAAUGUUGUUGAUUCCAUGAUGGUAGUCAAUCAUAUUCUCGGCUCUAGUGAUUCAAGUUUACAGAGAUAUUUUAAAGGGUCUGGAUCAUUUAAUUCGCUGUACUUAGAUGAGAAUUUCCUAAAGACUUUUAAUUCAAGAGUUAUGUCUGCCAGUGGCACCACAAAUACAAACACACCUGUACCUAUGGAAUAUGUUCCCAUUGUAGCCAAUGCUCCAAGGUCAUUGCCAGAAAGUCGUACACACAGUCGUUUGACGAGGAAAUCAGAAAGAUCUGACAGCAGGAUCCAAGAAUAUGGAUACAUGCCUUGGAAACAGGGCAGACACAGUGGUCAUUUUAGGCUACUUCCAGAAGAUGAACUAGAUGAUUAUGUGACAGAGAAACAAGAGGCUGAAGAAGUUUAUUCCCAGACGGGCAUUGUAACAACUACUCCUGUAGAACAGGACAAACCAGCAGAUGAGGAAGUAGAAUUACAAGAAAAGGAUGUGGAAUUAGUGGAAACUGUAGAGAAGCAAUCAGGAUCUGAAGAGAAGCAAACAGAAACUGUAGAGAAGCAAACAGAAACUGAAGAGAAGCAAUCAGAAUCUGAAGAAACCACACAGAAUGUAACUGACCAACCACCUCACAUUAUACAACCGGUCCAUUUCUCACAGGAUUUACAUAAUGGUGAUGUUCAUUUAGAAGUUUUGGCUAUUCCAUCUGGGGGUAGAGUACCUACACCUCAUCAAGAAAAACAUGGAACAAUCCAAGAAUUGUCAGCAUCAGAAAGUUGGAAUUUUUCCCCUGAUGGAGACAUAGUUGAUGUUAAAGAAAAAAAGAAAGCAUAUUCUAGAUUAUCCCAUCGUGACGGUCAUUGGUUUAAGGAAAUUGUAAAACCAGAAAAUUAUUGUUUUGAGUGUAUACCUGAUAGUAUGUCGACCAAAGUGGGUCGCCAAGCUGGCAGGAUGCCAAAUGGAACACAAAGUGCUUCUUCACAGGUGCUACGUAUGUCUAGGAAACAGACAGAAUAUUUUAAACAUGCUCCACCCCUCAGGACUCCUCCUUCAAUUCCCAGUGCUUCACAUCGACAGUCACAGUUUAUAGACCAAUCACCCCGGUACGGACAAACAUAUAGCUCAGAAUUAGAACACCAUGCAAGGUCCACCAAAAGUCCAAGGCAUUAUAUGGAGCAAGUGGUUGAUUUAAGGACAAAUGGUAUAAGAUCUGCUCCUCCCGGGAGUCAUUCAGGGUUAGAUGGCCCAUUGUCAUCAUCACUGCAUGUAUCAAGUUUGUCGUCCAGACAGAAUACAAUGAUUGAAACAUCAAGAAGUGGUAUUGAACAUGAGAAAACAAUAUACCCCAACACGGCACACAUAGAAAUAGCAGCAGAUGGCUCUAGACAUGUUGUCUUUAAUGAUGAGAGAUUAGAAUCUGUGGCAGAAUCUGGAAUGGCCAAUGGAAAUGGUGAGGAAGCUCAAGACAGGUUUAAAUCAGCAACGACACAGAAGUCCCGAAGAUCUAACCAAUCAAUAGCUCGUGUUGGCAGACCUAUAGCUCAUUAUUAUAACAUUAAAGAUCCUUAUGAAACAGCAGCAGCUUUCAAACUUCAGAAAGAGGCAGAAGCAGCUGUGGACAUUCAGAGAAUAUUCAGAGGUUAUGUAGCAAGAAAUAUGUACAAAAAAUUAAUAAAAGAAGAACGAGAGACAAUGGAAGACAAGAGAAAGGCCGCUAUAGAAAUACAGAGAGUAUACAGAGGACAUUUGAUACGCAAAACAAAGAUACUCAACCGGCCACCUGUAUCAAAUGAAUCAUUAGAAUGGGCAAGGGAGCUCAAAAUUGUCCAAGCAGAAAAAGCUCAAAAACGACAAAACAAAAUGGAGGCACUAUCCAAUUUAAAUACCCUGAAUCAUCAAUCAAGUUCCUCCAAGCUGUCAACCAUUGGACCUCACGUCGAGAUAUACCAAAUAUAUCACCCUAAACUAACAGGACCAACAAAGAAGGAACUUUAUGAUGCAGCUACUUCAAUUCAGAAAAAUGUGCGACGGUUCUUAGUGCGAUGUCGAUUUGACAGGCUGUAUAGAAAGGCUGUUUGGUAUGGGUCAACAUGGCCAAAAAUGGUCAAAGAUUACAAGAAUUCCCUGAAGAGAUGUCAACAUCGACAUGGUGUAGAUAGAGCCAAAACACCAUUCACUAUAGAGUAUAUGAAUGAUUAUAUGGAAGCUAGGAGAAGAUAUGAGAGUGUAUUUGACAAGAAGGCCUUUGCUGGAGAAAUGGAGUUUAGUGAAUUGGAUCAGUUUUUCAGGGAGAGCGAUUUAUACCCAUCACAGUCAGAAAUUGAGGAAGCUGUAGAUGUGGUAUUUCAAGGACAAGCCUCAUCAAAGAAAGGUUUACGUAAAAGUGACUUAUUAGAACUAGUGUGGUAUAUCUAUGUACCCAAAGCAGCAGGUUUACCUAAUAUGCGACAGUCAACCUGGUUAAACCCAAUCAUAGAUGGGGUGGAGGCUCGUAAGCUGAUAGCGGGCAAACCUAGUAAAAAGGGAGCCUUCACAAGAAGUGAAUUUGUGGAGAAAGCUCCAUUAGAAGUUUGUGCAAAACUUGUUAUUGACUCAAAGAGAGAGAGACGAGAAAAAGAGAAAUUAGAAAACCUUAAACGUCAGGACGAAGAUGCUGCCAAACUUAAGAAAGAUCUCAGUCAGUUUCAAUAUGAGGAAGAGGAUGAAAACGAAGGAAUUAAAGGAGAACUGGCUAGAACUAGAGAGAGACUGUCCUCUACUAAGUCCAAGGAUGAUAGUCAGAAUUAGCAUUAGAAUUUAUUUAAGAUUGUUAGGAUUAUGUGUACACAUGACUUGAAUGCUUUUUGGAAUAUCAGAAUCAAGGUUACACAUUACUUGCAUUCCUUGAGGAUUGUCAAUAUUAUAUGUAUAAAUGAAUUUCAUGCCUUUAGGAUUGUCAGUAUCAUGUGCACACAUUCUUGCAUGCCAGGAUUGUCAGAAUCAUGUGUACACAUGACUUGCAAGCCUCUAACCUUUAGGAUUGUCAGACUCAUGCCUGCUUUUAGGACAUUUUGAACAUUUGUAAUUUUAACACUUGUUUCCCUAAGCACAUGCAAAACUUACAGACAUGUAACUACUUUCUCACAAAUUUAUGCAAUUUUUAACAAUGUGGAUUGCAUGGUCAAUUUUGUUAUUUGAUUUACAAAUGAAGUUUUAAUUCAUUUUUAUAUUUAUUUGUCUUAAGUGAAAUGCAGGUUGGUGAGGAGUAGAAGUGUAUUGAUUCUAAUCUGAAAGUUGGAAAUUAAACAGAGCUAUAAGUAAUUCAAUAUAUACUGGACAGGACAUUAGAGAGAUUAGGAUUACAAUGUGCCUUUGAGGUGUGCAAACUUCAUUGUUAAAUAUCAUAACUAUUUAUAGAAUUGAUCAUAUGAUCAUUUUUUUCAGAAAGCUUGAGUUUUCUAAGUCUUCAUGUUUAGAAUGUUUAUUUAUUUAUAAGCCUAGUUAGACUGACACUUUCAGUUAUUCAUUUUUAGACAUUUUAUAUAUCAUUCACAUACAUUUGUACAUGUAUUGUAUAAAAAGUAAAAUCACAAAAAUACUGAACUCCGAGGAAAAUUCAAAAAGGAAAGUCCCUUAACAUAUAUUUCUUGCUUUAUUUGAAAUUUUAUAUAUGCUUAAUAAACUUUGGUUAGUUUGCCUAAACCUUUCUUUGUUUACAUAUAUAUAUAUAUAUUUCACCAUUACUUUAUGUUCUACUUUGCCACUGUAUCCAUGCCAGUUGCCAGUGUAAUGUAUCUAACCUUGGUGUAUAAGUUAGAGAUACAGCAAGUGUUGGCAGGGAGGCAUAAAAGAAGUAAUACUGUGUUCUGACAUUGAUUAUAUGCUCCUAUGUGCAUUGCUUCCUCUUCUACCUAAUCAGGUGAUGCGUUGUCUAGGGUGGAUGCAGAGAGAUGGGUCCUCUUAAUAUAUCCUCAGAUUAAUUGUUCCCAUCUUCCUCCAUAUUUUAAAACUUUUUGUCCUAUUGUUACCUCUCCGCCUUAUUUGACCACUGCCUCUCUACUGUAACAAUCCUCCAUCCAUUAUAUCUUCUUUCAGCCUAGUUUGGAUCCUGUUUUCCCCUUCAUUUUGUGUUUGUGCUUAUAGUUUGAAAAGCUUAUAGAUAGUUUCUUGUGCACAAGAGUCAGAUAGCAAUACUGUUUUAUGGUUUAUACCAUGACAUUAAUUGAAUGUUCCUUGUAAAAUUUAAUGACUUGUAUAAAUUGUAAAUAUUUUUACUUUUCUUGUCCAAAAGAAAAGAAACAUGAACAUAUGGAAUGAUUGAUUUGAGAAAUAUUGUAGUAAACACUAGUACAUGUACAAACAGUAUUGGUAACUACCAAGUGGCAAAAAUCUUUUGUUUAUAACAGAAUAAGUUGUCUUUUAAAUCUUACAGAUUUUCUAUCAAUCUGUUGGCCUGUGUAAGGGAAAAAGAAGAUACUAAGAGUUUUGAGGGGGUUGGAACAAUACGAGGGAAACAAAUUGGAAUAAACCUUGUCAUAUGUGCAAUAGCAUGAAUAAAUGUAAAUAGAUCAAUUUUAUAGGUAAAUUUGCAGAAUAUUACCACCCUAUCCUUUUACCCUGUAUCGUUUUUGUUAUACGACCACAAAAAAAUUUUUGUGGUCGUAUAUUGGUAUGACGUUGGCGUCGUCGUCGUCCGAAGACACAUUGGUUUUUCGCACUCUAACUUUAGUUUAAGUGAAUGGAUCUCUAUGAAAUUUUACCACAAGGUUCAGUACCACAAAAGGAAGGUUGGGAUUAAAUUUUGGGGGUUAUGGUACCAACAGUUAAGGAAUUAGGGGCCAAAAAGGGGCCAAAAAUAAGCAUUUUUGUAACUUCCAGACAUAACUUGUGUGUUAGUGUAUGGAUCUCUCUGACAUUGUACCACAAGGUUCCAUAUCACAAAGGGAAUGCUGGGAUUGAUUUUGGGGGUAAUUGCCUCAAAAUUUUAGGAAUAAGGGGCCAAAAAAGGGGCCAAAAACAAGCAUUUUUCUAGUUUCAUGACAAUAACUUGUGUGUAAGUGUAUGGAUCUUUCUGAAAUUGUACUACAAGGUUCCAUAUCACAAAGGGAAAGUUGGAAUUGAGUUUGGGGGUAAUUGCCCAAAACGUUUAGGAAUUAGGGGUCAAAAGGGGGCCAAAAAUAAAUAUUUUUCUAGUUUCCAGACAAUAACUUGUGUUCAAAUGUAUGGAUCUCUCUGAAAUUGUACUGCAAGGCACCAUACAUUGUAACACAAAGGGAAGGCUGGGAUUGAGUUUUGGGGUGAUGAAUCAUAAGGGGGUUCAAAAAAUUUGAGGGGGGAUUUUUUUCCCCCUUUUUUUUCUUUAAAAUUUUCCAUUUUAAAUUGGUUAUUUCUGAUUUAUAUAUAAAAGCAAAUAAUAAUGAUAUGGUUUGAAUAGGUAAAUUAAAAAAUUUUAAGUUCUUAGACCACAUUCAUUCUGUGUCAGAGACCUAUGCUGUGUCAAAUAUUUAAUCACAAUCCAAAUUCAAUGCUGUAUCAAGCUUGAAUGUUGUGUCCAUACUUGCCCCAACUGUUCAUGGUUCGACCUCUGCGGUCGUAUCAAGCUGCGCCCAGCGGAGCAUUUUAUUUAACUAACCUUUCCCACAUAUCGUUCUUUUAUAUAUUGUUAAGGUAUAUAACUUAUUUCAUUUGUCUUAUUAUAUGUUAUUGUUUAUCAUCUGUGAUAUAAAGGGAGCAAAUAUUUUUCCAUGUUUUUAUUUUAGAUAAUUUUAUUUGUGAUCUGUGAUAUUUCAAGGGUUUAUUGUAAUGUAAUCGGCAAUUGUUUAGACAUGUUACUGCUGUUAUAUUGUUAUGACUUUGUUAAAGUCUAUGUAGAUUCUAUAAGUGUUAUGUUGACAAAGUUAAUACACUAGGACAUUUAGUUGUAAGACAUUACUGCUGAUGUGAGCUAUUAAUGAGGGUAGGAAUGGUGUCGAAUGUCCCUUUCAUUGCCACUGUUAGCAUCAAAUGAGCAUAAAAAAUGUAUCCUGAUUUAUCAAGUGCUGCUUUGUUAGCAUCAAAAGAAGAAGAAAAAAAUCAACAUUUAUUUCAAUCAAUUUUUUACAUUUUUCAUGUGAGGUAUCCCAUUCCCACCCUCAUCCAUUACUUAUAUUUUUAUUUAAUUUAUUCUAUUUUAUAAUGUUUAGAUCACAAUUUACAUAAUUUUAGGGAAAAGUAUUUCUUUUCUUUUUUUAUUAAUUCUUUAAGCACUGAUUGAAUAUUUGACAUUCUGAUGUGUGAAAGUAAAAUAAAUAUGAUAGUUUGAUAGUUCACAUGGUAUCUAUCUUUAGAAACAAUAUUGUUGACAGUAUUACCAUUUGUAAAUAUUUGUUUAUUUUGUUUUUCUGCUGAUAAUAAAGCCAAGCUGUGAUGUCA
Mytilus californianus (California mussel) is the source of this 8907-nucleotide messenger RNA. RefSeq lists its product as uncharacterized. The transcript has 37 exons. Gene Ontology annotation, molecular function: protein binding. Bases 235 to 5304 code for a protein of 1689 amino acids. Lineage: Eukaryota; Metazoa; Mollusca; Bivalvia; Mytilida; Mytilidae. The record is from RefSeq and is a predicted model, not a curated record.